AUGGCUGUUCGGCCCGAGCUGCAGAAUGCCCAGGCGAACUCCGGUAUGUACAUCGAAGGGGGUCCCCAGCCCCCCGUGACCGAGAAAGGCAAGGAGCCCAACAAAAGUGACAGCGGGGCCUCUGCCACCAAGGGGGACCUGCUGCCGUCCCACUCCACAGUGGCGCUCAUCGAGGACCCCGCAGAAGACCCCUGGGACCUGCCCGCGCUGCAGGACACAGGGCCUAAGUGGUCAGAGAAAGACACCAGAGGGAAGCUUUGCUCUGUUCUGGAGGCGGUCGGGAAGCUCACCGCGCUCCUCCUGUUUCUCUACUUGUUCGUGUGCUCCCUGGACGUCCUCAGCAGCGCCUUCCAGCUGCUCGGAGGAAAAGUGGCUGGGCAGUUCUUCAGCAACAACUCGAUUAUGUCCAACCCGGUGGCUGGGAUGGUGAUUGGAGUGCUGGUGACCGCCCUGAUCCAGAGUUCCAGCACCACCACAUCCAUCAUCGUCAGCAUGGUGGCCUCGUCACUGCUGACCGUGCGGGCCGCCAUCCCCAUCAUCAUGGGGGCCAACAUCGGCACGUCCAUCACCAACACCAUCGUGGCGCUCAUGCAGGCCGGGGACCGCAAAGAGUUCAGAAGGGCUUUUGCAGGGGCCACUGUCCAUGACUUCUUCAACUGGCUCACCGUAUUAGUGCUCUUGCCCCUGGAGGCCGCCACGCAUUACCUGGAGCUCCUGACUGACUUUGUGUUAAAGUCCUUCGACUUCCAGAAUGGAGAAGAUGCCCCAGCCCUUCUGAAGGUUAUCACCGAACCCUUCACGAAGCUCAUUAUCCAGCUGGAUGGAAAAGUUCUCAAUCAGAUUGCACUGAAUGACGCAGCUGCUCAAAAUAAGAGCAUGACCAAGAUUUGGUGUAAAGUUUUAACCACUGUGACCCAGGUGAAAGUCACUGUGCCCUCACCUCUGAACUGCACUUCCUCUGCCCUCUGUUGGACCAACGGUACUCACAUCUGGACCCUCAAGAACAUCACCCGGCAGGAGAACAUCGACAAAUGCCAGCACAUCUUUGUGAAUUUCAACCUCCCGGACCUGGCUAUCGGCGUCAUCCUGGUGAUUCUCUCCCUGCUGGCCCUCUGUGGCUGCCUCAUCAUGAUCGUCAAGAUCCUGGGCUCCAUGAUUCAGGGACACGUGGCUAUUGUCAUCAAGAAGACCCUCCAUGCUGACUUGCCCUUUCCUUUCGGCUGGCUGACGGGCUACCUGGCCAUCAUCGUGGGGGCGGUGAUGACCUUCAUUGUGCAGAGCAGCUCCGUGUUCACGUCGACUCUGACUCCACUCUUUGGUCUCGGCGUGAUCUCCAUUGAGAGGGCGUAUCCGCUCACGCUGGGCUCCAACAUCGGCACCACCACCACCGCCAUCAUGGCCGCCCUGGCCAGCCCAGGCAACACUCUGAGGAGCUCGCUCCAGAUCGCCCUGUGCCACUUUUUCUUCAACAUCUCUGGCCUCCUGCUGUGGUACCCCAUCCCGUUCACCCGCCUGCCCAUCCACCUGGCCAAGGGGCUGGGCAACAUCUCUGCCCAGUACCGCUGGUUUGCUGUUGUCUACAUCAUCGUCUUCUUCUUCCUGAUCCCGCUGGCCGUGUUCGGGCUCUCGCUGGCGGGCUGGCAGGUGCUGGUGGCCGUGGGAGUGCCCAUCAUCCUUGUGGUCGUGCUGGCGGUGGUCAUCGGGCUCUUGCAGUCCCGCUGCCCAGGGCUCCUGCCCAAGAAGCUCCAGAACUGGGACUUUCUACCCCUGUGGCUGCACUCGCUGAAGCCCUGGGAUGAGGUGGUGUCCAGGCUCACCAGCUGCCUCCAGAAGCGUGGCCACAGGUGCUGUGAGAAGCUGGAGGAGGUGCAGGGAGAGCCCAGCAAGAGCUCCACGGGCGUGGAUAACUUGGCCAUGAGCAAAGAGGCUCCAGAUGGGAUUCCCUUGUCCCAAGUGAGAAGCCUGGACACGAGCACUAUCCUGCACAACACAGCUUUGUAA
Molecule: messenger RNA, 2001 nt
Organism: Sorex araneus (European shrew)
Lineage: Eukaryota; Metazoa; Chordata; Mammalia; Eulipotyphla; Soricidae
Product: sodium-dependent phosphate transport protein 2B-like
Exons: 12
Coding region: 1-2001 (666 amino acids)
Biological process (GO): sodium-dependent phosphate transport; intracellular phosphate ion homeostasis
Cellular component (GO): vesicle; apical plasma membrane; brush border
Molecular function (GO): sodium:phosphate symporter activity
Source: RefSeq, a predicted model, not a curated record